Molecule: messenger RNA, 1665 nt
Organism: Micromonas commoda
Lineage: Eukaryota; Viridiplantae; Chlorophyta; Mamiellophyceae; Mamiellales; Mamiellaceae
Exons: 1
Coding region: 1-1665 (554 amino acids)
Biological process (GO): aerobic electron transport chain; phylloquinone biosynthetic process
Cellular component (GO): chloroplast
Molecular function (GO): NAD(P)H dehydrogenase (quinone) activity
Source: RefSeq, a predicted model, not a curated record
AUGAGCUCCCACGCGUGCGCGCGGCCAACCCGCGCGACGAUCGCGGUCGCGCCUCGCCUAGGACGGCGCGCGUCCGCACCCCGCAUCGCUCGCGCGCAUCGUUCCACCCGGCCCCGGGCGACGUCGACGUCGGCGGGUUCCACGUCCUCCUCCUCCGAUGCGGACGCGUCCCGCGCGCCUUACGUCGGCCCGCCCCGCGUCGUCAUCCUCGGCGGCGGAUUCGGCGGGCUCUACACCGCGCUCAAGCUCGACGCGCUCACCUGGCCGGACGCGUCGAAGCGCCCGGUCGUCACCCUCGUCGAUCGAGCCGAGCGCUUCGUGUUCAAGCCCAUGCUGUACGAACUCGUCAACGAGACCAUGAGCGACUGGGAAGUGGCGCCCGCGUUCGAGGACCUCCUGAAGCCCACGUCCGUGCGCUACGUCCGCGGCGACGUCGCCGCCGUGCGCACGGGCGACGCGGUGCCGUUCGCGGACGGCAGCACCGGGUCCUCGGGGGGCGGAACGAUCGAGCUCGCGUCGGGUGAAACCGUCGAGUACGAUUGGCUCGUCGUCGCCGUCGGAACCGCGAGCGCGGACGCCAAGUGCCCGGGGUCCAAAGACUUUGCCAUCCCGCUGAGCACGCUGGAAGACGCGAGGAGGCUGGCGGGGGCGAUGAGGGACGUGGAGGCGGCGUUCGAGACGGAUCGGGCGGCAGGAUCCGGGGCGAGGUCGCGGAAGGUGGCCGUCGUCGGCGGCGGGCUCUCCGGCGUCGAGCUCGCGGGCGUCGUCGCCGAGAGGCUCGCGGGCAAGGCGAGCAUCGAGCUGUUCGCGUCCGGGGCUGGGAUCAUGCCGGAGUCGCCGCCGGGCCAGCGCGACGCGGCGAGGAGGCGAUUGGACGCCGCGGGGGUGACCACUCGCGCGGGCACGCGCGCGAUUAAAAUCUCCGAACCGUCGUCUGGGGUGCCGUCUGGGGUGCCGUCUGGGGUGCCGUCAUCCCCGGACGCGCGCCUCCCCUCCGCGGCGUCGCUGACGUACGCGCAGGGCGACUUCGAUUCGCGGACGGAGGACUACGACGUCGUGUGCUGGGCGGUUGGGCAACGCGUGGAGGCGCCCGAGUCGUGGCCGUUCCCGCGGGAUCGUCGCACGAACAAGAUCGUCACGGAGCGGACGCUGCGGGUGAGGGGCCACGGCCGGGUGUUCGCCGUGGGGGACGUCGCCAGGGUUUGGGAUUCCACGAGCGCGGGGUUGCCGGAAGGUGGCGACGCGCCGAAUACCUUCCAGAAUGCCGCGGCGCCCCCGCCGGAUAGGUUUGACGUCCUCCCAGCCACCGCGCAGGUUGCGUUCCAGCAAGCCGACUACGCCGCAUGGAACGUGUGGUCCUCGCUGUCCUCUCGCCCGUUGCUGCCGUUCAAGUACCAACACAUCGGCGACAUGAUGGUGCUCGGGAAGACGGACGCGGCGGUGGCGCUGCCGGUCGGUGACGCCACGCUGGACGGGCCGCUCGCCGCGGCGCUGAGAAGGGCGGCGUACCUCUACAGGAUGCCGACGAACGAGCACAGGGCGAAGCUGGCGACGAGCUGGCUGGAGCAGGGCGCGGAGUUGGCGGCGAAGGAGGCGCCGGGGAUACUCAAGUCGCUGGGCGUGCCCUUGCCGGCCUUUCUCGCGCCGAACAACAACCGGCCUUGA